UAUUCUUAGUAAUCAGCUAUGUAGUAGGGGAGGUUGGGUAACAUUCACUGGAUAUUUUCAACUGUCAUGACAACAGAGGUCUGUUGUUACAACACUUCACCUCUAACCUCAAUACGAUAAACCUCUCCAACCUUCAAAACAACCCCUCUCAUCAAAACACCAAGAUCUCCUGAACAAACUACCACCUUACAUGUCAUGCUGCUCCAACUCCUCCUUCAAACACUCCUCCUGCUCCUCGCCCACUCUGGUGACGUCACUGAAGUCUGUCUCCACCACGACACCCAACUCCCACUCCUCCUAGUCUCCAGACUGGACGGUAAAAUCAGCGCUGUCUCCCUGUCUCCUGACCUCCCUGUGUUAUGGGAACUAGAUCUGGGAUACCCUCUUCUGUCAGCCAGUAGUGUGGUGCUAGGGGAUCACACCUACCUCAUACCCUCGCUAGAUGGUAACCUUUAUACCCUCUCACAAACACAGGUUAUUGAACCGUACGCGCAGUUAGAGGCCCUGCUCAGUAAACCUUAUGACAAGGGGUCCAGUUCGCGGUGGGUUGGCGGGAAGGUGGUGACGACGCGCGGCGUAGCACCUAAAGACGGGCGGGUUUUGUACGAGUGUAACUUUGAUAAUUGUCAGAGAUAUAACGACAGUACUGUUGGGCACGAGCCGUUGUUAGCAGUGACAGACGAGAGAAGAACAGUGCGGUUGUUGGACAUGAAGUUGGGAGUAGAGAGGUGGAACUGGUCGAUAUCCAGCGUGGAGAUGCAAUAUAUAGGCCUCAAACACCGCUCAUCCUGUCACCCUCCUCGGCUCCCUGCUAAACUCCACUUUGACGUGGAAAUGGGGGUUAUAUCCGCGCUGUUUGAUUCUGGACACUACGCUACUGUCGUCCUCCCAGGACCUCUUUCUCAAGCCUGGGUCCUGAACGACGAACACCUCCAGAGUGUAAACAUGUUUUACAGUGACGACACAGACUCGACAUCUGUUAACGUUUACCUGGGUCUCUGGCAGGGUAACCACUACAUCCAGCCCUUCCAUCCUGGCGAGACCAUGUUCAGGAUAGAUCGUAUAAACAAGGAGGUGUUUGAGUUGGGUUGGACGCGCGAGGGGCGCGCAGGACGAGACACUAUCAGUUGGGAGCACCCAAUAAAACAUGAUUCCACUGCACUAGCUGUGGUGAGCAAUGACUUGACUAGCAGCGACUGGGUGGGGAAGAUAUGGAAACCUAGACCCGAUUACAAUGCACCGCCGCCCCGUAGGGAGAGUGAGACGGACAGUUUUACAGUGUCAGAUGUGUGGGUCAGUAUGUUGUCCACUUUCUUGAUUGGGAUUAUCAUAGCGUAUGGUGUUUACAGGAAAGUAUUCAAAAGGAAGCCACAGUUGACAACUACCAGCACUGAAACUGAAGCUGAGGACCAUGUAUCACCUCCGUCUAGCCCCUUUGUUUCCAACGGAUUCAACUUCGAUAAUAUACCUCCCCCGCCCUUUGAGUCGAGAUUUGAGCAGGACUUCACCGUGAUCCGAGACUUGGGUCAGGGUGGUUUCGGGAAGGUAAUCGAGGCAAAGCACAAGAUAAGCGAGCACAAUUACGCUAUCAAGAUUAUAAAACUCCCAAACAAAGAGGAGCUGAGGAGGAAAGUGGAGAGAGAGGUAGCUGCAAUGGCGAAGUUAGAGCACCCUAAUAUCUUGAGAUAUUACACAAGCUGGAAGGAGACACAAACUUUAGAAUGGGCCCGGUCCAGGAAGUACACUCACACGUCCAACUCAGAGAGCAAUGAUUCUGGAACUUCAAUCGGCACUUCCGGUCACUCUUUCUCGUGGUCCAAAACAUCCACCUCCCACAAACGCAACCUCUCGUGUAACAUCCAGAUUGAUGAAGAAAGUACAUCAAUCGGAAUACGACGCCAAAGUGCUGAUGACACCUACAGCGAUAUAGUUUUUGCGCAGGACUCUAAGAAUUAUUCUGUCACAAACGGUGACUCCUCCAUAGUAUUUGCUGACGUCUCCAAGACUAGACCAGAUCUCCACUUGUCCGUAGGGGAACAUUCAGUACCGGACAGUGCUACGGGAGACGAGACCUUCUCAACGUGGAACAGCGAGUCUGAGAACCCUGCAAAUUCAGCCACUCACGAGUCAUUCCUCUACAUACAAAUGCAGCUGUGUUCAGAUCAGACCCUCAAGGAAUGGCUGGCGGUAAACAAGAAGAGAGGGGAGAUUAUGAAGAUAUUCUCGGAGAUAGUGGACGCUGUGGAGUACAUCCACUCUCAUAACCAUAUUCACAGAGAUCUCAAACCAAGUAACAUUCUCUUCAGCGAGGAUGGCAGGGUUAAGGUCGCAGAUUUCGGACUUGCCACGGUCAUGUCAAACAUUAUCCCAUCUCUUGACUCUGGCAUCGAUAUAAAUCCAGGAUUUGAAGGGCCUAGCAUGACUCAAAACUUGGGAACUAAACUUUAUAUGAGUCCAGAACUGGAAACGGACAGUCAUUACGAUUACAAGGUUGAUAUUUUUGCUCUGGGGAUAAUUUUCUUCGAGCUGUUGAUGGUGUUUGAUACAAUGAUGGAGAGAGUGGAGUUGAUCCAAGAACUGAGAACAGUUCGGACAGUCCCAUCUUUCAUAGAUGCUAAUUACCCCAAAUACAAAGCAAUCCUUUUGCAAAUGAUUAAUUCAGAUCCUGCCGACAGACCAACUGCAUCAGAUGUCAAGGCUUUCUUUUCAAACACGGACUGUGAUCAGAUUGAGUUUUUGAGCUGAUUUCGUAAUCCAGAUUUGCUGUAAGUGUCAGGGAUUAAUAUAUUAUAUUAUUGUCAGAUCAGAUAAGACAAGUGGUAUAUUAUAUAAUUUAGUAUUUUUAAUAUGUUGGCAAUUCCAACCAGAUUUCGAUACGUGUGCUGUGGGCCAGCAUGUGAUUAGCCCAAAAAGUACCAAUUGUUAAACUGUUUAUUUUAAGAGUUUAAGGAUUAGAAUUAUUCGGAGAUCCCCAAAACCUCAUACGUAAGAUUUAUGAUCGGUACGAGGUCAUAACUCAUCAAGCUAUGUAUCCAAAGUUGUUUUACUUAUUAUGGUCAAGGUCGGUGCGCCAACAGAAAAUCAACAUUUUCAAUUUUAUACACACGAGAUAAAUUUUCCGCUCAGGUGAUUUAUAAUAACCCUAUAAUAUGAGAAGAAUGCUAAUAAAAUUUUAAUUAUAAUUAAAUCUGCGAUUAUUUUAUGCUUUGGCAAAUUAAUUUGGAAUUUUUUAGUUAGGGUUUAUUGAAAUCAGCGAGAUUUUGUUUCGGCUUUUGUUCUUUCUAACGCUGGUUGAUUGUUCAUUGAUGAGGUAAUUUUGGUUGUAUCAAUGCAAUGACCUGCUUAAUAUGAAUUGGGUCAAUUUUCUGUUAAACAUGUAGUUGUAUUUUUAUUUGAUUGGUUUCAAAAACUGUUCCUUUAUCAUAUCCCUGGGCAGGGUCUUGCCAUAAGGUUUUAAGAUUUUUACUAUCCUAGUUUUGGUAGACUUUGAU
Molecule: messenger RNA, 3491 nt
Organism: Bolinopsis microptera
Lineage: Eukaryota; Metazoa; Ctenophora; Tentaculata; Lobata; Bolinopsidae
Product: eukaryotic translation initiation factor 2-alpha kinase 3-like
Exons: 2
Coding region: 196-2745 (849 amino acids)
Biological process (GO): protein phosphorylation
Cellular component (GO): cytoplasm; nucleus
Molecular function (GO): eukaryotic translation initiation factor 2alpha kinase activity; ATP binding
Source: RefSeq, a predicted model, not a curated record